GCGCCGUCCCCCUUGAGGCGGAAGUUCCUGAACGCUUUGCGCAACUUCCUUUUGGGGCGGGGAAAAUUGAUUUAUCAUGGUCUCUCUGGCAACCAGGAGGAUUGUACCGAAGGGAAAGCUGAUGGAUUAUAUCACCUCCAUGGCCAUCAUCCCCCUGCUCGUUGGCUGCAUGGGAGUCUUCAGUCUCUUCAAGUUGCUGCAGUGGAUACGAAUGAAGGCCUACAUCCAGGAUUCUGUCGUCGUGAUUACAGGGGCAACCUCUGGACUGGGGAAAGAAUGUGCUAAGGUUUUUUAUGCGGCCGGUGCUAAGUUAAUUCUUUGUGGACGAAGUCAAGAGAAGCUGGAAGAGCUCGUCAGAGAGCUGUCUGCUACUCGCUAUAGAAAGACACACAAGCCUCAUGUUGUAGUGUUUGACCUUGCUGAUUCAGACACUAUAGUUCCUGCAGCGAAUGAAAUCCUAAAAUACACUGGUCAUGUGGACAUAUUAAUCAAUAAUGCAGGGAUCAGCUAUCGAGGCACAAUAAUGGAUACUGCCCUGGAGGUGGACAAAAAAGUGAUGGAGACAAACUACUUUGGUCCAGUUGCGUUAACGAAAGCAAUUCUGCCCUCCAUGAUAGAGAAGAAACAAGGUCACAUUGUUGUGAUUAGCAGCAUUCAGGGCAAAAUCAGUAUUCCUUUCAGAUCAGCAUAUGCAGCCUCCAAGCAUGCAACCCAAGCAUUCUUUGACUGCCUUCGGGCAGAGAUGGAACAGCAUGAAAUUGAAGUGACUGUAAUCUGUCCGGGCUAUAUCCAAACCAAUCUCUCUCUCAAUGCCAUUACUGCAGACGGAUCCAAAUAUGGAGUUACGGACAAGACGACGGCCAGUGGCAGAAGUCCUGCAGAGGUGGCUCAGGCAGUUCUCACAGCUGUGGGGAAGAAGAAGAAGGAAGUGAUGGUGGCAGACCUGCUGCCCUGUUUGGCCAUCUCCCUGAGAACUCUGUCUCCUCGGCUCUUCUUCUAUCUCAUGGCAAUGAGAGCCAAAAAGGAAAGGAAAGCAAAGGACUCCUAGUCUUUCUUCAGAGAGGCUUCAUUGAAGACCAAGCACAUGCCUCCUGAUCUUGGUUUGGUAGUGGUAUGUGCAACAAUUGAACUAAUGGAAACAUUAAUUAAAGGGUCUAGCCAGUGGGGAAGGUGGUAGAGCUGUUUACUGCAGGGCACUGGGUAGCCUCUUGUGGCAGGGAAAAGGAACUAAGGAAAUUAGGCUGAGCUCAGAAGGGGAAGGAGAUGCAUCCCAGAAACACGCAUGUCUUUAAUUGUGAAAAAAAAAAAUUUGAAUGGGACUAGCCAGGGUCUGAUGGGAGAAACCACAUCUCCUAGCAGUUCCAAGUUGCUAGUUUUGAUCUCUCCUGUCAAUCAGUACAAUCCUUUGAGUCAGAAGGAAUAUCAGGAUUUUUGUUCCAGUGGUUUGAACUUCUCAAAAAUUACUUAAGCCUGUUAAUCUUCAGUAUACAACUCAUCCCUAAUCCCUCCUGGAAGGCUCUAUACAUUUGAAAAACUAUUUCUUUUGUCUAUUCCACAGAACUGUUCAACUUUUUUUUUGGUUCUGACCUGUGAAUUCUGGGUGUAAGGAACUCUUAGGUGUGGAGAGUCCUUCCACUGACCAUGCAACUUAUUCUUAGACAGUUGCCACGGGCACUAAGAAGUUUAAGUAACUUGUCUAUGGUUACAGUCAGUGUACAUCAGAAGCAGGACUAGAACUCAUGUCUUCUGACUCCAAAGUCAGCCAAGGUGCACAACAUUAUGUUGCUUCUCAUUAAACACUUUAGCAGUGUCUUAGCAUUUAGCCUCCAUGGUAUCCUAGAUUUUAUUGAAAUUGGAAUUUCAGAGAAAUGCCAGAUUCAUCUCCACCCAACAUGAUAAAUAUAAAGUGAUAAAUAAUUGAGAAUACAGCAAUAGAAAUUGAGCAUUAGCUACUGAAAACAAUGCAUGGCUUAGCUAUGGUCCAAAAACAAGAAUUUAGAAAUAUCAUUUGGUAAGGGAAUGAAUCUGAAAGCCAGUGACAUCUAAUCCUUUGGAGGAUCUAGCCAACACUGAGUAUUUGCCCUGUGGCUACCACAAAAGUAAAAUUAGCCACAUGCCACGUGGGGUAAGGGCUUAUUACAUAGUUACAAUGCCUGAAGAGGAGAAUUGGGCUUUUUUUGUUGUUAGUUUGUUUUCCUACCACCCCCAGCCCCAGGUGUCCUGGACAUUCCAGGGAUUCUUGGUUGUGCUAUGAAAGCAGGUAAGAAGGGAAGUGGUUCUCUUCCUACCCCAGAAUACUUGCCGGACACUUAAACAUGCUAUCAUUUAGGCCUUUAUCAUGAGGGAGAACUUUUCCAGUUUUCUUCUCAGCAGAGGAUGAGACUGUAAUCUGUAACCCAGAGACCUGGAUGCCAGUUAGAUUCCUGACCCCAAUUCUGAACAAAAUAAAAAUUUCCUGUAAUUUUCCUUC
Messenger RNA from Vombatus ursinus (common wombat), 2470 nucleotides. RefSeq names its product dehydrogenase/reductase 7B (gene DHRS7B). Gene Ontology annotation, cellular component: membrane. The record is from RefSeq and is a predicted model, not a curated record. The transcript has 7 exons. NCBI's taxonomy places the organism in Eukaryota, Metazoa, Chordata, Mammalia, Diprotodontia, Vombatidae. Gene Ontology annotation, molecular function: oxidoreductase activity. Bases 77 to 1048 code for a protein of 323 amino acids.